GCGGGGCCCGUGCCCGCGGCUGCGGCGGAGGCCCCUGCGGCCGAGCCUGCCAGCUCCGAGCUCGCGGCGGGGGGCGAGGGGGGCCCGCCGGGCGGAGCCACGGAGGCCUCGCCCGCGGUCGCAGGCUCUGCGUCGGGGGCCGGUGCGACGGCAUCGCCAGGCUCGCCCUCCUGGCCGGCGCCCGGCGCUAUGCCGCCGCCGCCAGGGUCGCUCUCUGGGCCCGCUGCCACAGAGCUGGCGCCGCAGCCCUCUGCACCGCCCCUCCCGAACUACUCGGGGUGCUUCGUCUGGCUGCCCAGCGGGUGCAGAGCUGCUCACCCCUUCGCCGCGCAGCCUCAGUGGAGGCAGGACCGGUGGGGUGAAGCCAACCUGCGCUCCGCUGGCAGCAAGGCAGCGUGCGACGCCCGCAAGAGCGCUUUCGACGGAUGGUGCAGGGUGACGGACGCCGUGAUGGCUCACGUGCCCUCGAGCGCUCAGAGAGUGCCCUCCCAGGGUGUUGUUCCGCAGGGCGCAGGAGUUGAUGGGACGAGCCUCCAGACCGACGUGGGCGUCUCGAGGGCUGCAGGUCCAGCCCGCACGAAGUCGCACGCGGACCAUCCGAGGAGGACGCUGCCCGAGGACGCGCCCCCUCUCCCCGACGGCGCCGGGUGCUACGUGUGGCUGCCCAGCGGGUGCAAAGCGCAGCACGCCCGCGCGGCACGAGUCUGGAUGAGGACCGCACCGUGGACGUCCCCGGCGGGCGCGCGGCGGACGGCAGGGCGGCGUGCGACGCCCGCAGGAGGGGCUUCGAGCAGCUGUGCCAGGUGCAGGACGACGCGGUGGUGGUCCACGUGCCCGCCGAGGGCGAGCGGCCAGGGCGGGCUCACCAGCUCCGCUUCGGCUAGUGGGCCGCCGGCCAGCCUCCUUCGGGGAAGGGUAGGGCCCCAGUCUCACGUCUCUCCGAUCCCUCCUUGUAGGGCGGUCACUCAGCACGGCUCAGCGCGGCUCGGCGGCUGUCGCGGGCGCGCUUCAGGGCGCUGCCUGAGCUCGAGACCAAGCGAAUGUAUCUUUCGCCGGGAUCUUUACGGCUCUUCCGUUGUAGGUUACGCGUGAUCGCAUCUUGUUGCGCGUCCUCCCCACUUCGCUGCCUCAGCGCGCCCGGGCGGUGCGCCCAGAGAGAGCGCUCCCGUGGGCGCGCUGCCCGGGCACGCCGCGUGGGUGCGCUCAGCAGCUUCGCGGAUUUCCGGCGGAUGCAUUUCUGUUCUGUCCCAGUGCGCUUCUCUUCCGUUUCGGCGUCACGGGGGGCCGCUCCCAGGCACCCAGGGCCAUCGAAAGCGCCUCCGCGAGGAGGAAGAAGGCGGGACCUCUGGGGCCCGCGGGUUGAAACGCUGCAUCGUCGGAUGUCUGGGGAGGCCCCCGAGAGGGCUGCAGAGAGCUCUGCAGCCCCGCGGAGGCGUCCGGGUGCCUCGGUGGGCCGAGGCCUCGCGUGCGCACCUGGGCCGUCCUCCCAGGCGCUGCCGCAGUCCCGCGGGGCGAAGCGGAGGCGGGGCGUGAUUGUCGCCCGCAG
Messenger RNA from Prorocentrum cordatum, 1546 nucleotides. Lineage: Eukaryota; Dinophyceae; Prorocentrales; Prorocentraceae. The record is from the annotation of a GenBank genome assembly.